Molecule: messenger RNA, 1290 nt
Organism: Glycine soja
Lineage: Eukaryota; Viridiplantae; Streptophyta; Magnoliopsida; Fabales; Fabaceae
Product: serine/threonine-protein phosphatase 4 regulatory subunit 2-like
Exons: 8
Coding region: 170-868 (232 amino acids)
Biological process (GO): protein dephosphorylation
Cellular component (GO): protein phosphatase 4 complex; nucleus; cytoplasm
Molecular function (GO): protein phosphatase regulator activity
Source: RefSeq, a predicted model, not a curated record
ACAAAUACGCAAAGCCCAACGAGCGCACACACACACACACCACAUCACGAGGCAGUUCCUCCGCUUUGGGCGACGGAGGCUGCAACAGUCUCAUUCUCAACUACACUACACGACGCCGCUUUACUUUUUCCAAACCUGUCAAGCUGUACUAUUACUAUAGUUUCAUUUCAUGGAGACGGAAUCACAUGAAGAUUUACAGCACCCGUCGGUUUCUUCGAAUGACACGCACAGUGAUGAUGCGUCGAACCACAGAGACGCUGAGCAAAAGCAAGAUGUUUCGAGGGAAGAAGUUGUGCAGAUUCUACAAGUUAUUGCAUCUACGGGGAGGUUCUGGCAUGACUGGGAUAAGUUGAAGAGUAUGCUAUCAUUUCAGCUGAAGCAGGUACUGUCAGAAUAUCCUGAGGCAAGAAUGACAAGUGAGCAGCAGUACGCGUCAUUUGGUGAAUCCUACAUUGAGUUGGUCAACAAAUUGGAUGAAGAACUCACUUGUUUCAUUGAAGGCCCCCCAUUUACGUUGCAAAGGCUUUGUGAGAUCCUAUUGGAUGCAAAAGGCCUUUAUCCAAAUCUUUCAAAGCUUGCUUUAGCUCUUGAAAAGAACUUGUUAGUUACAUCUACAUUGACAAUCUGCACUGAUCCAUACCCACAAGCUACAGCCAAAGAGCUAGAUGACCAAGAGAAGCCAAGUGAAAAGCAGCAGCAACAGCAACAAUCCGAUAGUGCAGAAAAUGGCGUUGAGCUUCUGGUGUCUGACAAAGACGAAGUAAUGACCGAGGCUGAUGUAGGUGAUGAUAUGACCAUUGGCAUGGAAGCUUUUGAAGGCGUUAAAUCAUCAGAAACAAAUUCCGAGCUGAAUGCUAAUAGUGCAUAAGCUUUAUCGUUACUGUGCAUUGUUGAAUGCAUAAACUCUGAUGAGCUCAAUGACUUGGAUGUUUUCACUAGGUGAGCUCCAAAUGCUAUGUGGACAACGUGGACCUUGGUCAUUGCAGAGUGCUUUAUUCCGUGGUUUGGUAAUCAUUGGAGCUGGACAUUUAAAAAAAGAACAGUGUUUCUAUAUUGUAUAUCUUGGAUGGAAUGCUUGUAUUGAUAGCAUGAAGUUGAGUAUCUCGCUGUAGAUCUGCUUUUAAUUUGUGCUUUAAAUUCACUAGCGUGUUCAGGAACUUAUAUUGGUUGGUUUUUGGCAAUGAAGUGUAUCAUAAUCUACUGGUAACAUCUUGGGCCAUCCAAUGUGUUUCAUUUUGGGUCUCUUGCCCCAAGAAAUAGAGGCCAAUGAACAACUUCUGGAACUUUUAA